AUGUCUUCUCAACGCACCGUUCUCAUAACCGGCUGUUCCGACGGCGGUCUCGGGGCUGCCCUUGCACUAGCAUUCCACACCGCCGGGCUCAAAGUCUACGCUACAGCACGCAACAGUGCCAAAUUAGGUCAAUGUUCCUCUGCUGGUAUUGAGACAUUAAUAAUCGACGUCCUAUCCUCUGAAUCUAUCCAAAAUGCGGCCUCGAAGUUACCAUAUCUCGAUAUUUUGGUCAACAAUGCAGGUGCUGAAUACCUCAUGCCCAUUGCGGAUCUUGAUAUCGCCGAUGCCAAGAAGAUAUUUGAUCUAAAUGUGUGGAGCUACAUUGAAGUGACACAGACCUUCCUCCCCCUGUUAGUGAAGAGUUCAUAUGGCGGGGUUGUUGUCAACCAUACCUCAUUGGCCUCCGUUGCCACGGUACCCUUUCAAGGGGUAUAUACCGCAUCCAAGGCGGCCAUUGCCAUGUUGUCUGAUACACUUCGACUUGAAUUGGGAGCUUUAGGUGUUACUGUGGUGGACAUAAAAAGCGGCAUCGUGCUCUCCAACUUGAUAAAGAAUGGACGAGACGCCAAAACACCACAACUUCCCGAUACCUCAUUCUAUAGCCCGGCCAGAGAUGUCGUGGAGAAAACACUCAGCCAGGAAAAAUUUGUAGGUGUUGGAUCUCCGGCACCGGUAUGGGCAAAGGCCGUUGUGAGAGAUCUGCUUAAGAAGAAACCACCUAUGAUCAUAUAUAAGGGGGAGCAGGCUUGGCUAGCCUGGCUGAUUGGAUUCUUACCAUCUGGGGCUUUGGAUGGGACAGUUAAAAAACUAUCUGGAUUAGACGUUGUUGAGAAUAUUAUGAAGGUGGGUCAAUAG
This is a messenger RNA of Talaromyces rugulosus, 855 nucleotides long. RefSeq lists its product as uncharacterized. The transcript has a single exon. The record is from RefSeq and is a predicted model, not a curated record. The coding region runs from base 1 to 855 and encodes 284 amino acids. NCBI's taxonomy places the organism in Eukaryota, Fungi, Ascomycota, Eurotiomycetes, Eurotiales, Trichocomaceae. Gene Ontology annotation, molecular function: acylglycerone-phosphate reductase (NADP+) activity; triacylglycerol lipase activity. Gene Ontology annotation, biological process: triglyceride catabolic process; phosphatidic acid biosynthetic process. Gene Ontology annotation, cellular component: endoplasmic reticulum; lipid droplet.